Messenger RNA from Nerophis ophidion (straightnose pipefish), 2189 nucleotides. Its product is annotated as KAT8 regulatory NSL complex subunit 1-like. The record is from RefSeq and is a predicted model, not a curated record. The transcript is spliced from 7 exons. Gene Ontology annotation, cellular component: NSL complex. The coding region runs from base 498 to 2189 and encodes 563 amino acids. Gene Ontology annotation, molecular function: histone acetyltransferase binding. Lineage: Eukaryota; Metazoa; Chordata; Actinopteri; Syngnathiformes; Syngnathidae.
GGCGCUCGGCGCAGGCGGUGUUUGUCAGCCUCAAAGCCUCACAGCGCGAGCUGCUAGCCGCCAUUUUCUCCGCGUCUCUCCCUAAAAGCCCAGAAAAAGAGUGGCGUCGAGCCGCCCUCCGGACCGCCUUUCGCCCGUGGGAAAUGGGGAAUUGUGCCGCGGGUCGCCGCGAGAUGUCGACCAUUUGAGCAAGUUAGCGAGGGAAAGCAGAGUUUGGCGAGCAAGGUGGAGAUCGCUGAUUCGUCCAUUGCCUGAGUCCGGAACGAAGCCCUCUGGCGCCGUGAAGCGGCCCUCUGGCUCCCCGCUGGCCUGCUCUGGCACACCUGCAUGGCCUAGCAGGACAUCUCGCCACCGCGCACUGCUUUUCUGCCGCCCGAGUGUCGGGGAUUGUCAAGCAGAUUCCCGGGGAGAGUGCGAGCUGGUCACGUGGCUGUCCUGCGGGGGGGCAGUAAGCGGGUGGUGUGGAGAAGGCCACGGCGCCCGUCUCUCUGCACUGCAUGGCUGCGAUGGCGCCCGCUCUCACCGACGCCCCAGCCGAAGCUCACCACAUCCGCUUCAAACUGGCUGCCCCGUCAUCAAGUCUGUCCGCAGCCGGCGCCGAGAACAGCAGUAACGCCAACAGCAUCCUCAUCCACAGCGGCGGCCCAGCCAAGUGUAAGGUCGGGUCUGAAGAGAAGUGUCCCCUUGUUGAAUUCUGCGGCGGGGACCAGGACCAGCAGCAGCAGCAGCAGUCCCAAGCCGACUCUGUGGCCCAGGCGUCGGCCCUGGGCAAACUCCAGCCUCUGGUGGCGUCCUACCUCUGCUCUGAUGUAACACCUGUCCCCUCCACCAAGGAGUCAAUCACUCUUCAAGGAGUUUUCCUCAAAAGCCACAGAAUAUUGCCCAGCUCCUUGCUCAACGGUGGAGACUUUCUGUUGAGGAAGAGGCACGCCAUAGAACUCUCCGGAGGCCAGCUCAAAAGCCUCAUGAGUGGCACUAACGGUGGGGGCCAGCCGAUGGCACCCGUCAACGGCCUGGCCAAGAAGCUGGCCAACAUGUCUGGUUCUGGCUGUGUGAUGGCAAUGAACGGGGAUAAGCCUCCUGCCUCCACGGAAUCCCAGACUUUGGACUCAAACCCCCUGACGGGUCAUAUUCCGGUGAAAGGAGCCCUCAAACACAAGCAUUCCUCUGGAGUUUGUCCCAAUACACAACCCUCAGAUUGUCAGUCUGCAGCACUUUCCUCCUGUUGUCAUGGCAGCGUAGAAGUGAAAUUGGAGGAGACGGACGCACAAACUACAAGUAGAAGUUCAGACCGGGAGAAAGCAGGUUGUAGCCAGCAGGGUUCCCCGUCUUUGGACAUCCUUGACACUCAGGUCGGGGAGCGCACACGUCUCAGCAGCAACCGCCAAGUGGAAAUCGAAAGUCGCCUACGGCGGCUGCGCAAGCGCCUUCAGGUGGUCCAGGCCAAGCAGGUGGAGCGACACAUUCAGCAGCAGCUGGGCGGCUUCUUGGACACCGCCGUCAGCCGCCUGUUGGCGGGGAACCGCAAAGAGCAGUCCACGGCAACAUGGAGGACAGGGCGCCACUCUUCUUCAAACAACAGAGACAGUUUGGGACGCUUCCUGAAGAGCGGCUCCAUGCCUCUGGAGCUGGAGAGGUUGUACCUGAGCGGCUCAGCCAACCUGCACUCGGCAGAGACCGCCUUCGACUCGGAUGUUACGGAGAGCAGUUCUGGGGGAGACUCAGACCUGGAGGAAGAGGAGCUGACCCGGGUGGACAUUGAUCAGCGCCAUGUCAAAAUAUGGAAGCGUGCGGAGAGUCGCUACACGCUGGAGAGGGCGGCCAUCAUCAGUCACUGGAACUGGCUGCAGGCGCACAUCUCUGACUUGGAGUACCGUAUCCGCCAGCAGACGGACAUCUACCGACAGAUCCGUGCUAACAAGGGCCUGGUGGAGCUGGGAGGUGUCGGUUCUCAAGACGUCAAGACGGAGCCCGGAAACAGCCAAGACGCAGAGCACCCGGCCACAGCAGAACCUUGGAGAGGGCAGAAUGGGCAGCCGGUCAACGGUGUCCUGAGCAGGAUGGCAGAGUGCGUGGACAGCAGCUGUGUGGCAGCACGUACACGCCCCCUCCACGGCUGGCGCCGGCGAAGACUCAUUCAGCCCAACACUGUGGCCAACCUCACCGCCAAGGGAGUUAACAUUUGUUAG